CACAGUGGUCUGGGGUGCAGCCUUGACCGGAAUAGGUGCCUUCCCUUGAAACUCAGAGGCUCCCCGGAUCCCUCACUUUGCCAGCCGGAGCAGCUUUGGGGCGGGGCCCCUACUGGAGACAUGACGGGGAAACUGCCAUUGGGUGCUGUCUCACCGUACAUCAAGAUCAGUUCGGGGGGCUGUGCAGACCCUCUCAAAUUCUACGCCACCAGCUACUGCACUGCCUAUGGUCGAGAGGGCUUCAAGCCCCAGAAGGGCCACGCUUCUGGAACUGGAUACCAAACCAAUUAUCGACCCAUUGUCUCCUACAAGCCCAGCCUGGACAGAGUGGACAACCCAGCCAUGGGGGAGCUCCUCAAGGACAACUACCAGACUGUCACCAGCCAACACUUCCGCCCCCACGAACUACCCGACGGCAAAUACCCGCUGCCCUGGAGCGUGCAUCAGCCGGGCAGUGGUUACAUGCGUGAGAAGCCCAUAACCUGCCCCACCACCAAGGAGGUCAAGAAGGUCCAUUUCAAUACCCAGGAUCGUGGAGCCGAAGCCAUUACGGGCCUGGAGCCCAAGGCUGUGCCCGUCCUCCACAAGUCCCUGCAGGAGGGCACCCCGGAUCGGGAGAAUGCCAGACACGGCCCCCGGUUCAUGUCCACGGAGUACGGCUCCAAGUUCCGCUUUGACGUCCCCGGCCAGCCAGAUUUCCUCCAGAAGAAGACAAUCGGCGCCAAGGAGGAGACGGGCUUCACUGAGGACUCUCACAAGAAUCCCAUCAUUUCCCAGCCGCCAUCGCAGGCUCUCCCUGGAGAUCCUAUUCUUGCCCCGAGCGUGAGCAUCACCAAGACGGAUUAUGUCCCUUCGGUCCUACCAUGUGGGGACGAGGUCUUGCCUAUGCUUGCCAGAAAUUCUGAGAGAGAGACGGCCUUCAGCCGUGACAAGGACAAGUCUCUCAACUCUGCGGCUCCGCCGCUGGGAAUGACUCCGCUCCUGCACCCUGGCACCGUUGAGUCCAGCAGCACGAGUCACAGACAGUUCCAGGGCCUCCAGCACCCGCCCAAGACUACCACUGGCCUCCUGGGCCGGGUCUCUGUGGGGUGUAAGGAGCCUUCGGGGUUCUCCAUCAACAACCCCAGCUAUGUCCGAACUUCCUAUGAUCCUGACGUGGCCAAUCAUUACCUGACCAGCUAUAGCCAGAAGUUCUUCGAGAACAUCCCCAAGGGCUUGGACCGAGAGGGCUGGACUCGAGGUGGGGUCCAGCCCCAGCAACCUGGGGGCUUUGGGGUCAACCAGCCCCCCACCAGCCUGGGCAGCUCCCCCAACCCCACCGAGACGCUGAGACGUGUACACCCCCAAGUCGGCAGAGUCUUGACGACUAAGGAUCCCUUCUUCAGGGAUACAUCUCACAACAACCGGUUCUCAACUUUGCAGCGCCCAUCCUGAGGAGGUUGGGGCCCAGCUCGGGGCAGAGGUAGGAGUGCUAACACUCUGGCCACUCAUCCGAGCAACUGCAAGCUACUUUUCUAAGGAAAUAAAGACCUAAGAUUC
Messenger RNA from Tachyglossus aculeatus (Australian echidna), 1539 nucleotides. RefSeq names its product protein phosphatase 1 regulatory subunit 32 (gene SAXO4). The coding region runs from base 121 to 1434 and encodes 437 amino acids. NCBI's taxonomy places the organism in Eukaryota, Metazoa, Chordata, Mammalia, Monotremata, Tachyglossidae. The transcript has 14 exons. The record is from RefSeq and is a predicted model, not a curated record. Gene Ontology annotation, molecular function: phosphatase binding.